Molecule: messenger RNA, 2349 nt
Organism: Anoplophora glabripennis (Asian longhorned beetle)
Lineage: Eukaryota; Metazoa; Arthropoda; Insecta; Coleoptera; Cerambycidae
Product: ATP-binding cassette sub-family B member 10, mitochondrial
Exons: 1
Coding region: 264-2282 (672 amino acids)
Biological process (GO): transmembrane transport
Cellular component (GO): membrane
Molecular function (GO): ATP hydrolysis activity; ABC-type oligopeptide transporter activity; ATP binding
Source: RefSeq, a predicted model, not a curated record
UUAACCUAAAAAAUUUAACAGCUAAUUGGAAAUUUGAUUUGUAAUGUAUUGAUAAAAGUAAAACUGUUACAUCAUGCUACUGUUUAACUACGGAUUCGAAAAAAGUUCCUCGUUUUCCAAAUGUCUGGUGUUUUUGACGUAAUUUAUGGGAUAGUAAUGAUCACAAUAAGCUUCUUUAUCAUACAAGGUAUUAAUUUUUAAGAUGUGGUUUGCAUUCAUAAAAAUAGAAGAGAUUUACAGUCCUAAACAAUUACAGUUUCAAAAUGAAUGUUUACUCACUGAUAACGAAUCAUUAUCUUUCAAAGUCAUUAAAAUAUAUAAAAUAUGUCAACAACAUUCACACAAAGAAGUUCAUAUUCAAGAAGCCAAACAGUAACAUGGCAGAAAAAAUUAACAAAGAGAGCACCUAUAUAGCCGUGCAUGUGCCUGAAAAUGCAAAUCACGCAACAAGAAGAGGUUUUUUGAAAUUAAUCAAAAGAAAUUUCUCGACGACCAAGAACGUAAAAGAAUCAAAAGGCCCAAGUACAUCGGAAUUGAAGAGAUUGUUCUCGCUGGCAAAACCAGAAAAAGCAAAACUGCUCUGUGCCAUCGGCUUUUUAUUAGUAUCCAGUACUGUGACAAUGGUUAUACCGUUUAGUUUAGGAAAAGUGUUGGACAUUAUUUAUGUUAACCAAGAUUCAAAUGAAACGAAAGCGCGACUCAACAAAGUAGCUGGAGUCCUCCUGUGUAUUUUCGUGUUAGGAGCCAUUUGUAAUUUCGGAAGGAUUUAUUUUAUGUCGACAGCAGGAUACAGAAUGACGAAUGCCCUUAGAACAAAAGUUUUUAAUUCGAUAUUGAAACAGGAACAAGGCUGGUUCGAUAAGAGACCAACGGGCGAAUUGAUUAACCGCCUAUCCGCUGACACACAAAUCGUCGGAACGGCUCUAUCAAUGAAUAUCUCCGAUGGAUUGCGUUCUCUAGUCAUGGUGUGCGCCGGCACCGGGAUGAUGUUUUACAUGUCUGCUGAAUUAGCCCUUGUAGGUCUUGCCAUAGUUCCACCUAUUGCAGGUAUAGCAGUAGUUUACGGACGAUUCGUUCGUAAUAUUUCCAGACAGUUACAAGACUCCCUAGCUGAAUCUACAAAAGUUGCGGAAGAGCGAAUAUCAAACGUACGUACAGUUAAAAUGUUUGCCCAAGAACCUAGAGAGAUGGAUAGUUACAGUAAUUCAAUUAAAGAUGUUCUGAAAUUAUGCUACAGAGAAGCCAAGGCGAGAGCAUUCUUUUACGCCAUGACGGGUUUUAGCGGGCAUAUAAUAAUAAUAUCUGUGCUUUACUACGGUGGGGUAAUGGUAACUUCACACACUUUAACUGUAGGACACCUGUCGUCGUUUUUACUUUACGCCGCUUAUAUAGGCAUAUCGGUGGGUGGGUUGUCAAGUUUUUAUUCCGACUUGAACAAGUCUUUGGGAGCGGCAACUAGGAUAUGGGAAAUUAUAGACAGGACGCCUCUACUUCCUAUUCAAGAAGGAUCAGUGCCGAUGUCACAUCCGGAAGGUCGUAUAGAAUUUAAAGAUACUAAGUUUAGUUAUCCGUCAAGAGCGGAUGUCGAGAUUUUCAAUAAUUUAAAUUUGGACAUUGCUCCAGGGCAAACCGUAGCGGUGGUGGGGCCUAGCGGUUCUGGAAAAAGUACCUUAGCCGCUCUGUUGCUGAGGCUAUACGAUCCAUUAGAUGGAGCCAUUUACAUUGACGGUCAGAACAUCAAAGACCUCAAUCCCGCAUGGUUAAAGAAGCAAAUCGGAACGGUGAGCCAAGAACCUAUCUUGUUUUCUUGUUCGAUUAAAGACAACAUUUUGUACGGGGCCGAUGAUCCGGAGAAGGUGACAGAAGACGAACUUAUCAGAGUUUGUAAGGAAGCAAACGUUUACGAAUUUAUCCAGCAACUACCCGACGGUUUUAACACUGUUGUUGGAGAAAGGGGGGUUAUGUUGAGCGGAGGCCAGAAGCAGAGGGUCGCCAUUGCCAGAGCCCUUAUAAAAGAUCCAAAAAUAUUGCUGCUCGACGAAGCCACUAGUGCGUUAGACGCGCAGUCCGAGUUUUUAGUCCAAGAAGCUCUUGACAGAGUAAUGAAAGGCAGGACUGUGUUAACGAUAGCCCACAGGUUGUCAACGAUACAGAAUGCCGAUCUUAUAGCCGUACUACAAAACGGACAAAUCGUAGAGAAAGGAAACUAUGAAGAGUUGUGUACCCGUGAUUCCGGGGUCUUUAGAGAUUUGAUAAAACAUCAGACUUUCAAGGAAUUUUGACAAUGUACUUAGUUAUAUUUAGAUCAAUAUUUUGUUCAAAUUUUUUUUAAUAAAUUUAUUGACGUUA